AUGCGCCUUCUCCUCUACCUUCUCCUCCUCUCCCUCUCGUUCUCACAAACUCUCUCUUCACCAACAGAACUUGAACUCCUAAUGCAAAUCAAGGCUUCUUUAGACCCACAACACAGGUUCUUGACCUCAUGGGAAUCCAAAAAAGACCCAUGUGGUGGUUCUUUUGAAGGUGUGGCAUGCAAUGAACUAGGCCAUGUGGCUAACAUCUCCCUUCAAGGGAAGGGUCUUUCAGGCCAAAUUCCAGCAGCUUUAGGUGGGCUAAAGAGUUUGACUGGUUUGUACUUGCAUUUUAAUGCAUUGAAUGGAGUGAUACCGAAAGAGAUUGCCGAGUUGAGUGAACUCAGUGAUUUGUAUCUUAAUGUUAAUAACUUGUCCGGAGAGAUUCCACCCCAGAUUGGUAACAUGUCUAAUCUUCAAGUUUUGCAGCUUUGCUACAAUAAGUUGACUGGGAGUGUACCAACACAAUUGGGAUCUCUGGAGAAGCUCAGUGUCCUUGCUCUGCAAUAUAAUCAACUAACUGGUGCAAUUCCUGCGAGUCUGGGGGAUUUGGGGUUGUUGUCAAGGUUGGAUUUGAGCUUUAAUGGCCUCUUUGGUCCAAUACCUGUAAAAUUAGCUAAAGCUCCUCUGCUGCAAACUCUAGACAUUCGCAACAAUAGUCUCUCUGGGAAUGUACCUCCAGCUUUGAAGAAGCUAACCACUGGAUUUCAAUAUAGCAACAACCCUGACUUGUGUGGAGUUGGGUUUUCUAACCUUGAAACAUGUGCGAUUUCUGAUCCUAUUAAACCUGAACCUUCCAAACCUAAUGUUGCUUUGGCAAAGGACAUCCCAGAGUCUGCAAACCCGGCUAAUUGCAGCAAAAGCGUCUGUUCAAAUACGUCCAAAACCCCAAGGUAUGGUACCAUAUUCGGAGGGAUUGGAGUUUUCAUUGCGAUGUCUGUCACUGGGCUUCUGAUGUUCUCAUGGUACCGACGCCGUAAACAGAAAAUUGGAAGUGCUUUUGAUACUUCGGAUGGCCGGCUUAGCACUGACCAGGCCAAGGAGGUUUACAGGAAGAGUGCCUCCCCGCUCAUUAGCCUAGAAUAUUCCAAUGGGUGGGAUCCCUUGGCCGUUGGUAGAAGCAAAAGUGGGUUUUCUCAAGAAGUUCUUGAGAGCUUCGUGUUUAAUUUAGAAGAGGUUGAGCGUGCAACUCAGUGCUUUUCAGAGGUGAAUUUGUUGAGGAAGAGUAAUUUCUCAGCUACCUACAAAGGGAUCCUGAGAGAUGGGUCAGUUGUUGCCAUAAAGUGCAUCACCAAAACAAGUUGCAAGUCUGAUGAAGCUGAUUUUUUGAAGGGGUUGAAGAUAUUGACCUCGUUGAAACAUGAAAAUCUGGUGAGAUUGAGAGGUUUUUGCUGCUCAAAGGGAAGAGGGGAGUGUUUCCUCAUCUAUGAUUUUGUCGCAAAUGGAAACCUGGUGCAGUAUCUUGAUGUAAAGGAUGGCAGUAGGAAGGUUCUUGAAUGGUCGACCAGAAUUUCUGUCAUAAAUGGCAUUGCUAAAGGUCAGUGUAUCUCCUUGCUUGCAGAAGUUGCAAUUACAAAGCUUUCUGAGACAAGUGCGUUUGUUGAAGUUGUUGCACAUGUGUUAUUUUAUUUGGUUCUUUCCUAUUCAGGUAUUGCAUACUUACAUGGAAGUAAAGGAAAUAAACAUGCUGUAGUUCAUCAAAAUAUAUCAGCUGAGAAAGUGUUCUUGGACAGACGGUAUAACCCCUUGCUCUCAGAUUCAGGCCUGCACAAACUCCUUGCAGAUGACAUUGUCUUCUCCAUGCUCAAAGCCAGUGCUGCCAUGGGAUAUUUGGCUCCUGAGUACACGACCACUGGCCGUUUCACAGAAAAGAGUGAUGUUUAUGCAUUUGGCAUGAUUGCACUUCAAAUCCUCAGUGGAAAACGUAACAUCACCCAAUUGACUCGUCAUGCAGCUGAGUUAUGCAGGUUUGAAGAUUUUAUUGAUGCAAAUCUUGAAGGAAACUUCUCAGAAUCAGAGGCAGCCAAGCUUGGAAGAAUAGCUCUUCGUUGCACUAAUGAAUCUCCUCAUCACAGGCCAACCAUGGAAACUGUGAUGCAAGAACUAAGUGAAUCUAUGGUCGCUGCUCAACUUAUUUGA
Molecule: messenger RNA, 2136 nt
Organism: Dovyalis caffra
Lineage: Eukaryota; Viridiplantae; Streptophyta; Magnoliopsida; Malpighiales; Salicaceae
Source: the annotation of a GenBank genome assembly